ACCACGGUGGGCAGGAUGGUUACAGCUUAGUUAAGUAGUUCCACAGCUUAAUUUAGAAUCUCAGGCUGGUUUAGGUGGGAAGGGACCUUAAGGAUCCAACCCCCUGCAUGGGCAGGGACACCUCCCACCAGCCCAGGCUGCUCCAAGCCCCAUCCAACCUGCCCUUCAACACUGCCAGGGAUGGGGCAGCCACAGCUUCCCUGGGCAACCUGGGCCAGGCUCUCACCACCAGCUUUUUUAAAACUUCCCAAGGAAAUCCUGUCCUCUGAACCAUGAAGAUCUUAGACCCUGGGUAACAGACACGGCGACUGGGAAUCCCUCCUCACUCUUGGGAAGCAGAUGCUGAAGUUCUGGAGAAGGAUCUUCUCUAAUCCCAGACAGUGCCUGUGUGAGAACAGAGAACACUCCCAGUGACCUUGUGCCUGAGCCAUGCUGGGCCGGAGGGCUGGGCUGCCCCGCGACCUCAGCAGCCACCGCCAGCUGCCCCUGGCCCCCCAGGAGGCUGUCCCCCUGAGGAGCAGGCCACCCAAGGAGCCUGAUGUCAGCUUGGAGGUGCUGAGUGGCUCCAGCCCUGAGGGCAGGCAGGGCCGCAGCAGAGCCCAGCGGGACAGGAAGGGCCGCAAAGCCGACCUGAAGGACUCCAACGGGCGGGAGGCGGAGACCAUCACCUUCAUUUCUGGCACAGCAGAGGCUCCCCCCGACCAGAGCUUCUGCUGCUCCUCUCUCUCACAAGCCUGGAACACCUAUAAGGCUGUUUUCUGUUGUAUAGUGACCUGUGGGGGCUGCUUCCAGGACUGCAGUGUCUGCAUCCCCUACCCGGGGCCUGCUGAGACCUCCACCGACGACGGGAAGAGCGGGGAUUACAACGGGAGGUUGCCCAGCAGCCCCACCAACGUCUCCCCAGCUGAGAAGAAUGGGAACCAGAUCAAAAAAUCCAGCAUGGGCAGCAGUUUCAGUUACCCCGACGUGAAGCUGAAGGGCAUUCCUGUCUAUCAGAACAGGAGACCCAGCCACCACCUGGAUUCGGAUCCCUGCUGGAAAGAGCUGCCCUUCAGGAACAGCAUGGAAAAGCCACCACUCCCCAGCAGCCAUCGAAGUUCUGAGGAGUAUUAUUCCUUCCAUGAAUCUGACCUGGAUAUCAGUGAGCUGAAUGGCUCCAUGUCCAGCAGGGAGAUUGAUGUCCUGAUCUUCAAGAAGCUGACGGAGCUUUUCAGCGUCCACCAGAUCGAUGAGCUGGCCAAGUGCACCUCAGACACUGUCUUCUUGGAGAAGACCAACAAGAUCUCGGACCUCAUCAAUAGCAUAACUCAGGACUACAACCUGGAUGAGCAGGAUGCUGAGUGCAGGCUGGUCCGAGGCAUCAUAAGGAUCAGCACCAGGAAAAGCAGAGUCAGGCCCCACAUCUCCAUCCCAGCCAGCCAGAGCCACGAGGAGAAAUCCAGCAGAGGCCAUGCACCAGACAGUGGCAAUGAAACCAUGCUGGAGUCCAUGGUGAUCAGCCAGGAUGAUCUGGCCGUGCAAAUAUCAGAAGAAACCUCAGCAGAUGUGAUGGCCCGGAACAUGAGGCGACACAGCAGCGCAGGCUCUCCAACCAGCAGAGAUUCCUCUUUCCAAGACACAGAGACUGACUCCUCUGGGGCACCUCUGCUCCGGGUCUAUUGCUGAGGAAAAGGACCCAGGCAGCAGGCAGGCACCCCAAGGCUUUGCUGCACUCCCAUCCCUCCCCUUUCCAUUCCAGAGUGUCCUCUGCCCCUUUUUUUUUCCCCACACCCUCCCCUCCGAGUCCACCCUGAUCCUUUGUUGAAGUCAAAUUUUUCCUGCUGUCUGAAUUUCACUGGAUGAUAUUGUAGGUCUGGGGGUUGUUGGGUUUGCUUUUUGGACAAUAUAGAACAUCAAGGAAGUGAAGUGUGGAGGUAAUGAACUUGGGAGGUGUGCCCAGGGAGGAGAAGAUGGACAAGGAAGUAUCAGAUAACUUGUGCCUCUGGGAUUUCCAGACUUCACUUUUAGCCUCCCCAGCCUCAGCCCUUUCCUGCUCUGAGGAUCAGGUCUUGCUUCCUGCCAUCCCAGAACUUCAUCUGGGUGGGGAACAGCUGGAUGGUGCCUUCUUCCCAGAGACCCAAAUCUCUAGGUCAAGUGGCUGGAUCAGUCCCCACAAUACAAGUCCUGUCCCCUCGGGUUUCAGGACCAGCUCUGCCUUCUUCCUGCUGCCCCUUCCUGGUGCUGCCUUGGAAGGAGAAGGUUCAGGGAACGUGGUUGGGUUCAUCUUUGGCCUCCUGGCCUGUCUCCUGGGCCAGUGCCAGCUGCAGUGGUGGGUGCCUGGGUGGCUGAGCAGACCAGAGGGGCCAGCUUGGCAGGGACAGGCUGUGGGGACUGGCAUGAGGUGCUGCCAGUGGCACUGGAGAUGUCAGCAACGGCCACCUGGUGUGACAGCUUGGUCCUCACACCCCUGCCAAGCCCUCUGCCUUUCCCCAUCACACUGACAGCUGGGCCAGGAGGCUGGGGCAGGUGAGGGACACGAUUAGUUAAUUCUUAUGUUUUUAUAGUAAGAAAAUCCCUCACAAGUGCCUUGUUCCCAGACAAGUGUCUCCAGAAGGUCUGUGAGGAACCUGCCUUUCCCUGCGGUGCCUUCUCCUUCCCUUGGCUCCUCUCCAGCAUCCAGUGGGAAGCAGAAGUGGGAUGGCUUCCCCAAGGCCACAGGGUGGCAGGUGACCUUGAGGGCUGCAGGUGGCAGCAGGAGGAAGCUGGAUCUUGCUGGUGUUGCCACUUGGUUGUUUAUCACAAAGUCAACACGUGAAGCUGAGGCACUUGCUUAUACAUUCGGGUGCCCUUGGAUGGGGAUAGGAAAAGCUUGCUUGAAUUUACCAGCCAUAGAACCAGCACCCACUGCUUUUUGGGGACAAAGUAACCAAAACAGGCCCUGGGCUUUCCUGUGGACCAUGUUUUUGUGCCUCAGUUGGGCUGAAAGUGCCUCAAUUUACCUGAAUUGUGCCUAAAUUGACCUGAAACGUCCCUGGGUUGAUCUGAAUUGACCUGAAUUCUGCCUAGAUUGACCUAAAAUGUGCCUAAAUUGACCUGAAAGUGUACUUGAAAUGUGCCUCAACUGACCUGAAAUGGGCCUCAGUUGAUCUGAAUUGACCUGAAAGGGGCUUGAAUUGACCUGAAGCUUCCCUCAGUUGGUCUGAAUUGACCUGAAAUGUUCCUCAAUUGACCUGAAAAGUGCCUCAGUUGAUCUGAAUUGACCUGAAAUGUGCCUCAGUUGACCCAAAAUGUGCCUUUAUUCCAUAGCCUGGGGUUACUUUUCAUAAGGUUUGGGUUAGGGGGGAAAGGAUUUCAUUCCUCAGGCUCAAUUCACUGGCCAAAGCCCUUUGAAAUCUACAGUUCAGGUCCCUUUUGGUGCCUGGUGGUGUGAACUUCUCACCUUUCAGGGCAUAGAGCAUGGACAUGAUUUGAGACCACACCUUGAGAGGGAGAGAGUUUUGAGAAGAAAGGGAGAGAUUUGCCUUCCCCUCCCUGCUUUGUGUUUUUAAAGCUGUUUGUGAAUUAAAAAAAACCCAAACACCACCCUGUUUGUCCAAGGAGAAGACUUGAAGGAAGGGCAGCCUGGGACUCCUGGAGGAGCUGUGUUUGGUUCACCUCCUUCCAACUGCCACCUGGAUUGAUGGAUCUGUUGGGAUUCCUGCUUCUGGAUGGAUUUGUGCCUCUGGAUUUGGACAAGUUGACUUAAAACCUGUGCACUGAGCUUGGGACACGUUGACAUUUUGGAGACCAGGGGUGAGGAUGGACUUGGGAGGAGCUGCCCAUGGUUGGGACAGGUGGGACAAGGUCUGUUUCACAUUUGGUCUGUGUGCCAAGAGUGAAUGUGUGUGGAUUCAGCUUGCAAAAAAAGACCCCCCAACAACCUGAAAAACCCCAGAAACUGACUAAAAGGAAGACUGGCAACCUGAUGGUCCCUGGAGCUGGUGCACCUGUGGUGUCUUAUGGGAUUCUUUUGUACUCCUUGACCUAAAACAUCUGAUUUGGUCUUUUUGUUUUUGUUUUUUUUUUUAUAAAGCAGAAGAUGUGCUCUUUGCCUCA
This is a messenger RNA of Apus apus (common swift), 4074 nucleotides long. It is a transcript of the gene KDF1, whose product is annotated as keratinocyte differentiation factor 1. The transcript has 4 exons. Bases 430 to 1665 code for a protein of 411 amino acids. Gene Ontology annotation, biological process: regulation of epidermal cell division; keratinocyte development. The record is from RefSeq and is a predicted model, not a curated record. Gene Ontology annotation, cellular component: cell junction. NCBI's taxonomy places the organism in Eukaryota, Metazoa, Chordata, Aves, Apodiformes, Apodidae.